GUUCGCGGAGCAAACGCGUUUCGCCCAUGUCACGCACAAAAGCCCCACGCAGCUGGUUUCCGCCAGUUAUCGCAAAAUAACUGCGUAAAGUUUUGGGGGACCAUUUUCACUCCUCCGAAUCGCCAUUGCGCUCUCGCAUCGCCCGCCCUCAUUGCGUAGUUUGUCCCUUACCUCCCUGACAAGCACACAGACGUACUCACCCCUUGCUUUCCUGCUUGCACCCCUUAUUAUUAUCGCCACGUUGUGUAAAGCUUAUCUUCCCAAACGGUCCAAAUUCGACAACUGUUUUCGGGAACAAACAUUCAAGAGAAUAACUUUUGCUUCAUAAACUCCAAGGAAAUAUUACUCUGCAGAGCAGGGCCCAGGACUCGGGGCAAGCGUUCGAUACUAUCGCAACGUAAUGCCAAAGCUUUCUCUGUCAAAAAGGAGAAAAUCAAAGGACGUCGCACGGACUGAAAACAAGGACACUGCUUCAAAGAGCAACUCCCGGAAGCGGGGCAUCGCAAGUGAGAGAUCGAGUGAGGAUGAUACAUACGGGUCCAGCGACUCAAUCGACUUUCCUGGAAGUGUGGGCAAUGGAGGAACGGUGAAUGUGCAAAGGUCAUGUGGAGAGAAGGGAGCAAAUGCGCGACCUACCACUCCGAACCCACGUCCGUCUAGGAAGAUUGUUGGUCCUUACAGACUGUCAAAGACACUGGGACAAGGAAGUAUGGGUAAAGUCAAACUGGCCGUUCACAUGGUCACAGGGGAAAAGCGUGCAUGCAAAAUCAUUCCUCGGCCAUCCGGAACAACACCGCUUAGCGAAGCUGUGGUCAUUGGGCCAACCACGUCCAUUCGAAAUCUCCCAGUCAUCAGAGCGGACACCGGUGACGGUCAGAGAGAGGUCGAAGACACAAAAGAGGCUCGAAUCAUCCGUGAAGCGGCCAUAAUGCUCCUUCUUCAUCAUCCUCAUAUCGUGCGACUUUACGAAGUAGUUUUGCAGGACGAAAACUACUAUAUGUUUCUGGAGUAUGUCAAUGGUGGGCAGAUGCUGGAUUACAUCAUAUCUCAUGGGAAACUGAAGGAAAAGCAGGCCCGGAGAUAUAUUCGACAGAUCGUAUCUGCCAUUGAUUAUUGCCAUCGAAACUCGAUCGUACACAGAGAUUUGAAAAUAGAGAAUGUGCUGAUUGACAAAGAUGGAUCCAUCAAGCUGAUUGAUUUCGGCUUGUCAAAUCUGUAUUCCCCCACAUCGCAGUUGCAAACAUUUUGCGGAAGCUUGUAUUUUGCUGCACCGGAAUUGCUUAGUGCCAAGGCCUACAUUGGCCCUGAAGUUGAUAUAUGGAGCCUGGGGGUAAUAUUGUACGUGCUUGUUUGUGGCAAGGUGCCAUUUGAUGAUGCUAGUAUGCCCAUGUUGCACGCAAAAAUAAAAGCUGGGGCUGUCGACUACCCGCCCGAUCUCUCUGAUGAAUGCAGGCAUUUGAUUUCGAGAUUGCUGGUAGUCCAGGCAGACAGACGGGCAUCAAUGGCCGAACUUCGAUCCCACCCAUGGAUAACAAGAGGCUAUGAUGGCCCUCCCAACAGCUAUCUUCCAUCAAGACCGCGGCUGGAGGCACCUGAUAUUGAAGUGGUGAAACGUAUGAGAGGCUUCGAUUUUGGAACAGAGGAAACUAUAUGUUCUACUCUGGACCGUCACAUCAAAAAGCGGGACGUUCGCCGGGGCCGAAAUCCAAGUGAAUCACCUCUACCAAGUGAGCCGAUGUUGAGCAUUUAUCAUUUGGUCAAAGAGAAAAUGCAUCGAGAGAGUUGGGAAGCGGCAAUUCGACCACCCACACGUCCCAAACCGGUCGUUACGACAUCAUUGUCUCAGGACCCUCCCCUCACCUGUCGCGCCGCUUCAUCUGCCGAAAGACACAUGGCAAGCGCGGAAAACAGAACGCGGGAAGCGGCGGGUUCAGACGCUGCACGAUGGGAAAAUCCCACCAAUCGCAAGACUUCUCAAUCAUCCGCGCGGAUGUCCGAAGACGUAUCAUCAAGGAGCGAACCAUCUCCACGCCGUUCGUUGACAAAUAUGAUGCGGCGCUUCAGCACGACAAUCUCGCGAACUCCAUUACCACAAUCCACCGCUUCUCCUGUACACUCUGGAGUACAAGCCACACCAUCUACGUCCCAUCAAUCCAUGCUCACAUCCUUGGCCACCAACCGAUCAUCAUCCAUCGGCACACUGGAUGACCCUCGCGUGUCGAACGUCGGCACACUCUCGGGACGACCUGGACGAGCUGACGAGUUUGUGAGGACCGUUUCCCUAAAAGGAUUGCUGUCUGUCGUGAACUCGUCCACAAAAUCUCCUUCCACCAUUCGCCAGGAUCUACUUCAAGUCCUUCAUCAGGAAAAGAUCUUUUUCGUUGAAUACUAUGGCGGGUUUGAUUGUGAGUUUAUACCCGACAUAUCAAAGGCGACGAGGAACACGGACGAUGUUACUGGAAAGGCAUCGAAACGGCGAUAUAGCUUCAUGAGUUUGGCAUCGUUGAGACGAAGCCUUGAUAUGUCCUCUGGCGACAGGAAUGAGGCGCAAAACUCGGAGCGUCAUCACCAACGCGAUAUGGUUGCUGCGCCAAAACCGGUACCCUUACCCAAACCGCCUGCACCGGUGCGAAUACAAUCCAACGGAUUAAGACGAACAUCCCUUUCUUCCCUGCAGACUGGGACGAGUUCGCAAAUGUUGCGAAUGGAAAUUUUCAUUGUGAAAAUCCCGUGGUUGGGUCUACAUGGAAUUCAGUUUAGGAGGAUCACGGGAGAUUCCUGGCAGUAUAAAGCGGUUUGUGCAAGGAUACUUGAUGGGGUUCGUCUGUAGCUGCGUAUGGGAAAUUGUUUUUUUAAUAUUGUAAUACUUGUAGAAACUGUAGCAGGUCUGUUGUGGGGGAAGCAAUUGGUUCUCGUAUUUUAAUUAUAUUGCUGCUCCCUAGCGUCCGACACUCAACCCUGACUGCGGUUGCCGCACACUUCCGCGCUCAGGCAACUUUCUCACACGCGCCAUCCUCUCGCUCUCCAACAUUCCGGCAUGGUCCCAGCAUUCUACAUCCAAACUGCUUCUCCCAAAGCUUUUUGUCACCAAUCGUGCAACUUCCAAUCGCCGGCUAAGAUCCAAAUUGGUCGUCACGGGUCGACCAGCCUCAAAAUCCGCUGCCCGUUGUUCUGCAUAUUGCCGUCCGAUAAGC
Messenger RNA from Spizellomyces punctatus DAOM BR117, 3194 nucleotides. RefSeq names its product CAMK/CAMKL/KIN1 protein kinase. The transcript is spliced from 9 exons. Gene Ontology annotation, cellular component: cytoplasm. Gene Ontology annotation, biological process: microtubule cytoskeleton organization; intracellular signal transduction; protein phosphorylation. Gene Ontology annotation, molecular function: ATP binding; protein serine/threonine kinase activity; tau-protein kinase activity. The record is from RefSeq and is a predicted model, not a curated record. NCBI's taxonomy places the organism in Eukaryota, Fungi, Chytridiomycota, Chytridiomycetes, Spizellomycetales, Spizellomycetaceae. The coding region runs from base 401 to 2830 and encodes 809 amino acids.